Patella vulgata (common limpet) is the source of this 1678-nucleotide messenger RNA. RefSeq names its product sulfate transporter. Gene Ontology annotation, molecular function: sulfate transmembrane transporter activity; oxalate transmembrane transporter activity; bicarbonate transmembrane transporter activity. Gene Ontology annotation, biological process: transmembrane transport. NCBI's taxonomy places the organism in Eukaryota, Metazoa, Mollusca, Gastropoda, Patellidae. Bases 596 to 1678 code for a protein of 360 amino acids. The record is from RefSeq and is a predicted model, not a curated record. The transcript is spliced from 9 exons. Gene Ontology annotation, cellular component: membrane.
CAAACAUUCCGUUAUCGUCUGCCAACCUGCCACGCUUCCUACCUUCAAUUUAAAGAGACUAAGUACUGUCAGUUGUCGUCAUGGGUUAGACUGAAAACCUCUUACCGUUCGGCCCCUUCCCCGGUACUUAGAAGAGGGUUCUGAGGAUUAACUAGGAGCUAGCUAUAUAGAGAACAUACACACAGAGAGGAAAUAAGAGUCCAGCUUCUUCACAACUAUCGCUGUACCUCAAGCAAUACUUGUGAACGGCGGCACACAUCAAAGGAAGAGUACCAGGUCGAACGUCAGCGAUACUUGACCUGGCCAGGAAGACUGCAGCAGUGAUCAUUGAAAAAGUCGAAAAACGUAUUUAGCCACCACCCGUUGCUCAACAAUUUGGAUUUUCAUUUUUAUUAUCUAAGUUUUUAAAAUUUAUUCGUUUUUCAUUCUUUGAUACUGCUUUCCUGAAUUGAAGGUUUCAGAAAAUAUUGAAUAACAUUUAAUUUUUUGAAGUGAUUUCCUUGUCCCGUUGCUUGAUGACAAGUUGUUAUAUAAAUAAGAAUUCUGUUGUGGAGAUAGAGUUGUAACAAAUUAUCGCUGGAGUAAGUUUCGUAAAAUGACAGUUGGAAAAGAUGUAAAUGAAAAUGGAGCAAUUUCCAACAACUAUCUGGCGAUUAAUCGCCCGGUUUACAGAACUGGUACCUUUAGAGAAAAAUACCUCAAGAACGAAGAGAAACCGCCAUUGAAAGAACGAUUGAAGACAUCGAUAAAAGAAGCGACAACAUGCACUCCCGAAAAACGCAAGAAAUGCUGUUUCAGUUUCUUUCCCGUCAUCAAAAUUAUGAAACGGUAUAAAUGGCGAACUGACCUACCAAAUGAUCUGAUUGCUGGAUUAACAGUUGGAAUAAUGCAGUUACCUCAAGGAAUGGCAUAUUCUAUGUUAGCUGAUCUUCCACCAGUCGUUGGUCUCUACAUGUCUUUCUUCCCGCCACUGGUCUAUUUCCUGUUUGGAACAUCUAAACAAAUUUCUAUGGGUACGGUGGCUGUGGUUAGUUUGAUGACUGGUGGUGUUGUCUCCCGGAUGACUGCUGCAUGGAAAGCCGAACAAUCUGGUCUCGAUGGUGGUUUGCUGAAUUCGACUUUACUAAACGGAACAAUGGGUAUAGAACAGGAACAGGAGGGCUUAUAUAGUGAAGAGGAAACAAAGUUCCGUAUUGCUAUAGCAGCCAGUGUUGGGUUCGUUGCUGGUCUGGCACAGGUUUUGAUGGGGUUUUUAAAAGUAGGUUUUGUGACGACCUAUAUGUCUGAUUCUCUAGUCAGUGGUUUUACUACUGGUGCAGCGGUUCAUGUAUUUACCAGUCAAGUUAAAUAUGCUCUAGGAAUCUCUAUACCCAGGUUUGAAGGCAUGUUUCAGAUAAUAAAAACGUAUGCUUCUAUAAUUUCUACAAUAACUAAAACGAAUAUACCUGAGAUGGUAAUAACGUUAAUCUGUAUUGUUAUUAUCUACCUGGUUAAAGUUCAGAUUAAUCAACGAUUUAAACAUAAAUUAAAAAUACCUAUUCCUGUAGAACUUCUGGUGGUUAUUGGUGCGACACUUGCUUCCCAUUUUGGUAAUUUUCAUCAAAUCUAUAAAAUAAGAGUUGUUGGUAAAAUACCUGCUGGAAUGCCGAACCCGAGUUUGAACAUAUAUAACUUUUAA